Molecule: messenger RNA, 1209 nt
Organism: Podarcis muralis (Common wall lizard)
Lineage: Eukaryota; Metazoa; Chordata; Lepidosauria; Squamata; Lacertidae
Gene: C16H11orf98
Product: chromosome 16 C11orf98 homolog
Source: RefSeq, a predicted model, not a curated record
UGCCUCUCCUACCCGGAAGUUAAACUACCCAGUACAGUAUAAGGAAGUAGGCGAGGAAGGGCGUCACGUGGGUGAAGCAUGGGAGCCACUGGAAAAAUCAACCGGCCCCGGACGGAGCUACAGAAAAACCUUUUCAAAAGGCGCCGCGUCCUUAGCAAGCAGAAGAGGAAGAAACACCGGAUUGUAGGUGCUGUGGUGGAUGAGGGGCUCAUCACCAUUCAUCACCUAAAGAAACGCUGUUCUAGCUCCCGAGCGAACAUUACCCUCUCUGGGAAAAAGAAAAGGAAACUGCUGAAGCAAAUCCGCCAUUCCACAAAGGAGAAGACAGAAAUGCAGGUUGACCUUUCUCCAGCUCCAAAUAAAAAUGCCCAGAGUGGCAAGCGGCAGAAGAAGAAGAAGAAUGGGGGGGAAACAGCUGGCCCAGAUAUAGAGAUGGCAGAAGUGGAGCCUGCAGCAGAACCAGGGAGCUCAGAUCUUCCUUUGCAGUCUUAAAGCUCAGUCUCUUCACUCUCUUUCGUUGCCUGCUGGCAGAACUCUGGGGUUAGCAGCAAAGGCCAUCCAUGGCUGCAGAACCAGGAAAGUCAUAAGGAUUGGGCUUGGAAGCUCUUUAACCCCAUGGACUUUGAUGUGGCUAGAUUUCCGUUAAAAACACACAUAGUCUUGAGAGGUUUGCUAGACAGGCUGCAACUGUCUAGUUCCUUUGGCUCUCCAGAUAUUGCUGAACUACAGCUCCCAUCAUCCCCUGGCCUUUGGCCAUCUUGAUGGGGGCUGCUGGGAGUUGAUGUCCAACAACUUCUAGAGGGGCCCAAAUUCCCCAUCCCUAAACUAAAAGUAAGGGUGAGGAACAUUUCUCUCUCUCUGAGGAUUGCAUGUUGAUGUUGGGUGGGGUGUCAAAACAAAAGUGAGUUGGUGAAAUGCAUACCAUGGAUACUGUGCACACUUCUAUCAUUCCCCCCCCCACCAGCUAUGGGGCUUAUUGAGGGUAAAGCAUUUUGGGGAGUGUGUGCACUUAAUGGAGACUACAGCUGAGGAGGGACAUUUUCUGCUCAAAGAUCUCUCACCCUCCUGUGCAAUAACUGGAAAUGCUGGAAAGCAGUCUUUGUUUGGCACCAAUAUAGAAGGCUUUCCCCCCAAGCCUAAUUUUGGGGUACAAUUUUUGGCAGAUGUUCCAGGGUUGAAAUAUUGUCCCAAUAAAAUAGCAGAAAACCA